Molecule: messenger RNA, 6439 nt
Organism: Erinaceus europaeus (western European hedgehog)
Lineage: Eukaryota; Metazoa; Chordata; Mammalia; Eulipotyphla; Erinaceidae
Gene: MTUS1
Product: microtubule associated scaffold protein 1
Exons: 15
Coding region: 527-4354 (1275 amino acids)
Cellular component (GO): nucleus; cytoplasm
Molecular function (GO): microtubule binding
Source: RefSeq, a predicted model, not a curated record
CCAGCCCCACCCCGGGCGGCCCUGGCUGCAGGAAACUUAGGGAGCUAGAAACCUCAAAUACAGGUGGCAAGAGGGCAGCAGGAGUUCGUUCCUGUGGGCCACCCAUGACUGGCGAGGGGGCCCUAGCACGGGGCAUCCCAGUGCUCUAGUCUCCCGGAAGAACUGUCUGGGAACGCGUGGUGCCGCCAGGUGCGCAGGAAGCAGCCCGGGGCGCCCAAUCGCACGUGGCAACAGGUGUAGUGCGGUCUCGGGGAGACGCCCCGGGCGUGGGGCACGUGGGCACUUAGCCCUGCAGCGCGCGGGGCUUCGGGACUGGGAAGCCCGGGAGCAGGGAGCACAGGGGCGAAUCCAGCCCUGUCCGCCAGCCUGCGGAACCCCGCAUCCGGAAGGGUACAACAAAUCAUUUCAACAUUCAAAUCAUUUAGAUUGAGACACUUUCAACUAUAUUGAAAAAAGGCAGAGUGGACAGGUUUUCCUUAUCUGAAAGUAUUUAAAGAAGAAAUAGAAUGGCAGAGGCUUAAAGUUUAUGUUCAGAAUGAAUGAUGGUAAUUCAGAUGACGAGACAGAACAUGAACUUCAAUCAUUUUUUAUCAGUGGUCAAAAUGGAAAUGCAUAUACACACAGCAAAAAGUCAUUUACACAAAACUCUUCAACCAGUAAUGUGAACUGGAAUUCUGCCAACCCAGAUGACAUGGUGGUUGAUUAUGAAAGUGGCACUACUGUGGACAUUGGUGUACAUAUUCCUAUAAUACCUCAGUGUGUUGAAAUACUUGCUCAUCAAAAUUCUUCAAAUGACUUCACUAGUAAGGAGGUAUUAGCAGUGCAUAAAGAUUCUACACAUCAGUCUUCUGCACUUGUAAUUACAGAUGAGUCCAAGUACCUACAGAGCAGCUGUCAUAAUGUAGAACCAUUACGGGACCAUAGGGCUGAGACAUCUCUGCCUUUUAUAUGGAAGCCUAAUGAUGAUUUGAAUGCUAUAGACUACCCUACUGCCUUGCAACUAAACCAACUAAACCAAACCUUUGACAUGAAAGUGGAUAAAGUUAGCCAUACCUUUAUAACACAUCAUACCAUUGGAAAGAAUCAGUCUUUGGAUACCUCUGAAAGUCUGCAACGAACCACCACUGGAAGUGGAAAUGUCUCCUUAUCCUAUUUUGUUCACACAUCACCUCAUUCUGAUAAACAUAUUAGAGAUAUGAAUUGUGAUAGAGACUCCUUUGAGAACACCGAGGCCACAGCACCAGCUCCCCAAGACCUAACUCAUGUAGUAUUUUCUGAUGUGGUGAUGCAAACUGAUGCUGCUGUUCCAGAUAUUCAAAUUCCGUAUCAGUACUCUUCAAGAAAUGCUACCAGCGAACAUACAGAUGGGUCACAGCAAAGAUUAGUUGGAGAAAAAGAGAUACAAACUCCAGCAUCAGUUUUUGAUGGCAUGGAAGUUUCCAAUGGAUCAGCAUUACAAGAGUUCUCUUGUUUAUCUGAAAGUGAACCAAAUAGUGAGACGCAUUCACAGAGCUUAUGUGGACAAAAGGAAAUGAGCCAAAAUCUAAGAGAAACUGUGUCCACUUGUGUUACAGAUGAUAAAUGCUCUUCACUGGUCCCAGCUUUUGAUAAAAAUACAGCCCAAAUACUGAAUGUAGUGCAUGAAGUGUCUGUGACUGAAGACACAAAAGCUGCUUCCAGUGAAAAGGAUUUGGAAACCCUAAAUCAUACCAAAGAAUUGAUACUGAGUAGUCCAUCAGGACAAAAAGUAGCUUCAUCCUUUGAACUGUCUUGGGAUGCAAAUGAUAGUGUUCUAAGCACAGGUAACAUAGUUUGCAUGUCAACACCAGUUCUAAGCUCCACAAAUACAACCUUUUCUAUCUCACCUAUUAAAGCAACAGAGAAAUGUAGUAAAGUGGUUAAGAGUACUGGAGAGCUAAAAAAUUUACCAAAUUUGAAGGGGACAUCUAUGAAUAUGUCUAAACCUAAUCUAGGAAAACCAGCAAACAAAACAAAUACUUCUAUCAGCAGUAGGGUUAGAAAAACUGAAAUUAUAAGUUACCCAAGACCAAACUUUAAGAAUGUCAAAGCAAAAGUUGUAUCUAGAUCAGUGUUGCUGUCCAGUGACCCUUCUUUAUCAAAGGUUGCACCUAGACCUCACUUAGCUAGUGACUCAUUGCCAUCAUCAGUGUCUUCUAGACAUUUGACAGUUUUGAGCAAAAUACCAAGAUCUGACUUGAAUGCAGACGCAAAAGCAGAAAUCCUAAUUAACAAGACACAUAAGCAGCAAUUUAAUAAAUUCAUUACUAGCCAGGCUGUGCAUGUUACAACUCAUCCUAAAAAUGCUUCACACAAGGUUCCAAGAACAACAUCUGCCGUAAAAUCAAAUCAGGAAGAUGUUGACAAAGCAAGUUCUUCCAAUUCUGUAUGUGAGAUUGGGUCUGUGGCUACAUUUUUCCAGAUCAAGGGUCUACACCCUGUUAAAAUGGAAAGCACAGAAAGUGUGGAAAUGACAUAUGCUUCUAACAGCAAUCGGAUUAGCCCUGAAAAGAAGGGUGAAAAAGAAAAUGUAGCAACUGUGGAAAAACAAGAGCUAAAAAAAGAAAAAUUGAAUGAGACUUUUGAAUACGGUUCUGUGUUUUUGGGUUCUGCUUCAAAAACUGCAGCCACUUCAGGUCGGAGUAUAUCUAAGCCUGACUCUUCCAGUUUGAGGAAAACGCCUGGCCCCAAAGCAAAAGUGGGACCUUCUGUUUCCUCUCUGAGGCGAAAUAGCAGCACUAGAAAUCUGAAUUCUGAUGGAACAUUAACUUCUCAGAGGGUCAGGCGUGUAUCCAGUUCUGGAAAACCUAUAUCCUUGAAAACUGCACAGCCAUCAUGGGUGAAUUUGCCUACACCACUUCCUAAAUCCAAAACAUCUUUGAAGAGCCCAGAACUGCAAAGGGUUGGAAGCACCUCAUCUCUUAAUAGCACCCACAGUGAUCUGGGCAUUUAUAGCAAGAAGUCUGGUAAUGCUGCGGUCAUCAAGUGUAAGGAAAACCCACCAAAAUGCGCAUUACAGAAUGGUUCCUCAGGAUCCUUGUAUUUGAAGCCUUUAGUGAGCAGAGCUCAUGCACACUUACUAAAAACUCCAAAAGGCCCUUCACGAAAAAGCCUACUUACAACUUUUAACACAGUUGAAAAGGGCAGGCCAAAGACUCCCAGAAGCUUAUGUAUCCAGACACAGACGUCUCCAGAUGUGCUGUCUUCUGAAAAAGCACUUGAAUUGACUCAAUAUAAAACAAAAUGUGAAAACCAAAGUGGAUUUAUCCUGCAGCUCAAGCAGCUUCUUUCCCAUGGCAAUGUCAAGUUCGAAGCACUAACAGUUGUGAUUCAGCACCUGCUGUCUGAGCAGGAGGAAGCACUGAAACAACACAAAACCCUAUCUCAAGAACUUGUUAACCUCCGGGGAGAGCUAGCCACUGCUUCAACCACCUGUGAGAAGUUGGAGAAAGCCAGAAAUGAGUUGCAACUAGCUUAUGAAGGGUUUGUCCAGAAGUUAAACCAGCAGCACCAGACUGAUCUAACAGAACUAGAGAACCGGCUUAAAGAAUUUUACACCAGGGAAUGUGAAAAGCUUCAAGACAUUUACAUUAAAGAAGCAGAGAACUACAAAACUCAAUUGCAGGAACAGUUUGACAACUUAAAUACUUCCCAUGAAACCUCUAAGUUGGAAAUCGAAGCUAGCCAUUCAGAGAAAGUAGAAUUACUAAAGACGGCCUAUGAAACCUCCCUUUCAGAAAUCAAGAAAAGCCAUGAAAUGGAAAAGAAAUCACUCGAGGACUUGCUUUAUGAGAAGCAGGAAUUUCUAGAGAAACAAAUCAAUGAUCUGAAAAGUGAAAAUGAUGCUUUAAAUGAAAAGCUGAAAUCAGAAGAACAAAAAAGACUAUCAAGAGAGAAAGCAAAUUUAAAAAACCCUCAGGUCAUGUAUCUGGAGCAGGAGUUAGAAAGCCUGAAAGCUGUGUUAGAGAUCAAGAAUGAAAAAUUGCAUCAGCAGGACAUCAAAUUAAUGAAAAUGGAGAAAGUGGUGGACAACAACACAGCACUGGUUGAUAAGUUAAAGCGAUUCCAGCAGGAGAAUGAGGAGUUGAAAGCCCGAAUGGACAAACACAUGGCAAUUUCAAGGCAACUGUCUACUGAGCAAGCUGUUCUGCAGGAGUCCUUGGAGAAGGAGUCAAAAGUCAACAAGCGCCUCUCCAUGGAGAAUGAGGAGCUGCUGUGGAAGCUAAACAAUGGGGACCUGUGCAGCCCCAAGAGGUCGCCCACAUCUUCUGCCAUCCCUUUCCAGUCGCCAAGGAAUUCUGGCUCCUUCCCAAGCCCCAGCGUUUCACCCAGAUGACGCUUUCUGCAAGCUGGGAGACUGAAAGAAUUUUUUUUUUUACAGGUCUGCAGGACUGACCCUCACAGUGACCAUGGGAAUGAGAGCUACAUUAGCUGUCGUGCAAUUACAAUAGACUGGAAAGUCACCAGUCCCAGAAGUGGCUUCUUUAGGAGACUAAAACUCUGGAGGGAGACUUUUGAUUCGGUCCAAGAGACCCCUCCCCCCCCAAUGAUUUUUGGAAAUAGCUCUCCAUGAACACUAUUGGCACAAAGCACUUAAAGAAUGAGAGGAUCUUGUUCAUUGCCUUUUUCACCUAAGCAUAAGGGGAAAAGCUCUCAGGGGCCUAUUAGGAUAAAGAUUUAUAACCUUUAUAAUGUUCAUCAAUGCAGACAUCUUUUUGUGAUUUUCAUUUGGCUGAGGGUGUGUGAAUGAAAUGGUUGUAACAGUGUGUCCUGUGUCUGAUGUUGCCUCCUGUGCUGUGUAAUAACAGUCAAAGCUGAUUCUAUCUGGUUAUGCCCUAAUCAAAUAAUAGUCAGUGUAUGUAUUUCAUCAAAAGCCAUAGAUGAAAGAGCAACCAUUGCUUUAAUUAUAAUUCUCUACCAUCUAUCCAUUCAGCGUUUUGACAUGGAGGAAGAGAAAACAGCAGGAAAAGCUUUGACUUGUAACCUCUAGACAGCCUGAAUCCUAUUGGAGUAAUUUGCUGGCUGGUUUUUAGUGUUCAGCCAUGUCAGUUGCUACAUUUUUUUUUCCCAUGUAAAUGUCUAACUUCCCUAUAUAAAUCUAACUUUAUAGUAUGAUCCAUAUUCUCAGGCUAUGAGCAAAUGUCGAAUCCUAAUUUUUCUACAAAUCUGUGUAACAAAAAGGGGCAGUACCAGUGGAAUAUUUCUGCCUUAUUUUUAACUUGAUCUAAGCUAUCCUCAUGGAUUUAACAUAUCUUCUAUUAUCCUCAUCUAUCUCCCCUCCCCCAUUUGGUGCCGCUGAAACAAUCCUAUUUCCUACCUACUUUUCUCUGAGACAAGGAUAAUGUCAUAAGCUUUUCCCCAAACCAUCAUAUCCUUAAGGUGCUGAAACCACACACCCCCAAGGGGGGAAAAAAAGAAAGAAAGGAAAUCACUAAGGCUUGGAUCUGGUUGUCCAAUUUUGGGGGGGAAAAAAAACCCUAGAAAGAACAGAGAAUGAGAGUGUUACUAGCUGGCAAAACUAAGAAGACUGGGAUUCUGUGUCCAUAAAUAACACCUUGAUUAGACCAAUGAAAAAGUAUUGAAUAAAGCAGAUUCUGAGAAUAUAAUGGUGAGUUUCCACAUACCCUUUGAGGGGAACUUUAUCCUUGGAUGGCCAACUAACAAGAAAAUGUGGCUUGUGCAAGACUCCAUGUUGGAUUUUAGUUUCUUUCCAAAACCUGUUACUUCUCCCAGUUUUGGUUCUUUGGAGGAGGUAGAAGGAAAAACUGAGGCUUCCUCUCCACCUUUUCUGCAUGUGUCAGCAUUGUGAUGUCAGUCGUUACUAACCUGAGUUUCUGACAUCUCAUGACCAUCUAGCACUAUAGUAAGAACAGCUUCAGGAUAUGUAGAGCUGGUUCUACGAGUCAUCACCUACAUGUACACUACAGAGCAAGUUGAUAUUCACAGUGCACAUUGUUUUAAAUAGUGACUGUGACUGAUGUCCUUAACUGCCUUUUUUUUUUACCUGCUUUACAUGCUUCCACUUAAAUGGAAAUGUAGGUUCAUUGCCACCUCCCAGAGUAUCUCUUUGCUCACCCUUCCAAGAUCUCAGUGUCAUUAACCUAUGUUAGGUUGGCCUUUCCUCUCCUACUCAUGGCAAAUUUUGUGCUGUUUCCUGCCAUCUUCCAUGCUAACUAUUUGGGGAAAUCAAUCCUACAUAAUAUAAAAUGUCUUCAGAGAAUGGGAGACAAGGAGAUAAGAUAGGAAAUAAAGUAGAGAACUUUGAUUGUUUGUCAAACCAAAUGUCUCAUGUAAGAUGUUAAAUGGUAGCACAUCAUAAAAUAGGGAUGUGUAAACAACUGUAGUCUAGCUCAGUUUGUAGUAAUGGAAAGUGUAUUUUACUUUGAUCAAAUAAACAAUGCUGGACUGUACAGUACUAGAA